Molecule: messenger RNA, 1331 nt
Organism: Rosa chinensis
Lineage: Eukaryota; Viridiplantae; Streptophyta; Magnoliopsida; Rosales; Rosaceae
Product: phosphoenolpyruvate carboxylase kinase 1
Exons: 2
Coding region: 103-927 (274 amino acids)
Biological process (GO): intracellular signal transduction; protein autophosphorylation; peptidyl-serine phosphorylation
Cellular component (GO): nucleus; cytoplasm
Molecular function (GO): ATP binding; calmodulin binding; calcium/calmodulin-dependent protein kinase activity
Source: RefSeq, a predicted model, not a curated record
CCCAAAAACACCAAAACCCCCCAAACCCAAAACUCCUCCUCCUCCUCCCAAACCCAAAGCUCUAAUCUUUCACCCCAAAAUCCCAAAACCCAGAAUCCCCAAAUGUACGACACGCUCAAAGACACCUACCAACUCUUCGAAGAAAUCGGCCGCGGCCGAUUCGGCACCAUCCUCCGCGCCUUCUGCCCCGUCUCCGCCGAGUCCGUCGCCGUCAAGAUCAUCGACAAGUCCCUCCUCACCGACGAAACCGACCGUGCAUGUCUUGAAAAAGAACCCAAGAUCAUGACCCUCUUAUCUCCCCACCCCAACAUUCUCAAAAUCCACAACGUUUUCGAAACAGAGGACUCCAUGGCCAUGGUGCUCGAGCUCUGCGAGCCCGAAACGCUCUACGACAAGAUCGCUCACCGGCCGUUGCCGGAGCCGGAAGCCGCCGGUCUUAUGAAACAGCUCCUGGGAGCUAUAGCCCACUGCCACAGAAUGGGUGUGGUGCACAGGGAUCUGAAGCCGGAGAAUGUUCUUUUUGAUUCAAGAAACAAUCUGAAGCUGGCGGAUUUUGGGUCGGCGGAGUGGUCCGGUGAGGGAGGUUCCAUGGAAGGUGUGGUGGGGACGCCGUACUAUGUGGCGCCGGAGGUGUUGAUGGGGAGGUUGUACAAUGAGAAGGUGGAUGUGUGGAGUGCAGGGGUGAUGUUGUAUAUAAUGUUGGGUGGGAUUCCUCCAUUUUACGGCGAAACGGCGACGGAGAUCUUUGAGGCGGUUUUGAGAGGGAAUCUGAGGUUUCCGCCGAAGGUUUUCCGGGGAGUUUCGCCGGCGGCGAAGGAUCUGUUGAGGAAGAUGAUGUGUAGAGAUGUUUCCAGGAGACUAUCUGCAGAACAAGCACUUAGACACCCAUGGAUCUUGAGUGGUGGAGAAGCAAAUCCAAUGGACUGAUCUGACCUCAAGAACUUAAAGAGCAGCAAUCAGUCAAGAGGAAGCAACCAAGUAUAUAAGUUCCCAGCCAUGUAUAUGUAUGUGAGUUUGAGAAGAGAUAAUCCCACUUCCCUCUCUUAGAAGCGCAUAAGCUCCUGGAUGGAUCCAGAAGACGAAGAAGAGCUUGUAGUUUUUGUACUUUUUGUAAUGUUUGGAUAGAAUCUGAGAUUGUAAAUAGAAAGGGGUUGAGGAUUGAUCCUGUCCUUCCCCACCUUCUCUGUUUUUUUUUAGUCAGAGAGAGAGAUUAGGAAGUGAUGAGUGAGAGCAAAUGAAGUACUCCCAUAAAAGAGAACCAAUGCAACUUUAGUCCCUUGUCUAUUUCAGAAUGUAAACCAUGUUUUGUUAAUGCAAAAUGUUUGGAAAUA